Messenger RNA from Meloidogyne enterolobii, 726 nucleotides. NCBI's taxonomy places the organism in Eukaryota, Metazoa, Nematoda, Chromadorea, Rhabditida, Meloidogynidae. The record is from the annotation of a GenBank genome assembly.
AUGUUUUGUGUCAAUAUAAAGAAGUUUGUGGAAAACCGGCAAAAAAGUAUAAUUCUUCUUUUACUCGUUCUUUUGAGGAUUUUAAUUGCAAGUAAAAGAAAUGGUUAUUAUGCAAAAGGAAAUUUAAAUCAAAAAGAGGAAGGAGAAUGUUUUGUUUCUUCAUAUUUUUAUAGUUGUUUAAAUGAAGAAUUAAAUAUAUUAAAAUGCCCAGAAAAUUUGGUAUUUGAUAUAAAUAAAGUAUCUUGUCAAUAUAAAGAGAAUGUUUGUCCAAUAAAACAAAAACAAAAUAAAAAUCACCAACAAUAUACAGCUAAAUUAAUACAAAAACACCAAACAAUUCCUUUAAUUUAUCCUUCUCCCCUUCCACCAAUUAAUAUACAUCCAGCACCUUCACUAAUUUAUUCUGCCACUUCACAACAAGGAAUUAAAGGUAUUCAAUUACCUUCACGUCCAAUUAAUUUGCCAACCCCAACAAUUCUUUUUCUCCAACAAAACCACCAAUUACCACCAAAUAUUUGUCUAAAUAAAACAAUUAACAAAUUAUUUACUAAUUCAAAUAAUUGCAAUAAUUAUUUUUAUUUUUGUCCAACAAAGGAAGGGGAAUAUUUACAUAAAUUAGAUUGCCCUUUAGGGCUUUUCUUUGAUGAGGAUAAACAACAAUGCAAUUUUAGAGAAAAUAUUAAAAAUUGUGGAGGAAAAGGAAAUAAUUUAAAAAAGUUUUUUUAA